Brenthis ino (lesser marbled fritillary) is the source of this 1413-nucleotide messenger RNA. Lineage: Eukaryota; Metazoa; Arthropoda; Insecta; Lepidoptera; Nymphalidae. The record is from the annotation of a GenBank genome assembly.
AUGGAUGGAGAAAAUCGCAUCAUUUUGAAUGUUGGUGGAAUAAGAUACGAAACAUACAAGGCGACGCUGAAGAAGAUCCCCGCGACUCGACUGUCUCGCCUGACAGAGGCGCUCGCCAACUACGACCCGGUGCUCAACGAGUACUUCUUCGAUAGACAUCCGGGAGUCUUCGCACAAGUCCUUAAUUAUUACAGGACCGGUAAACUCCACUACCCCACUAAUGUGUGCGGGCCGCUAUUCGAGGAGGAGUUGGAGUUUUGGGGGCUGGACUCCAACCAGGUGGAACCUUGCUGCUGGUCCACAUACAGCAUACAUAGAGAUACACAAAAUACCCUCGCAAUUUUGGACAAAUUGGACAUCGACAGUGAAAAACCUUCCGAGGAGGAAAUUGCGAGGAUCUUCGGUUAUGAGGAAGCCUACCUUGCAGGGGACCUGGGCAUUUGGCAAAGAGUUAAACCCAAAAUUUGGGCAUUAUUCGACGAACCAUCAAGUUCACCAGCUGCAAAGGUGAUAUCGGCGAUGUCGGUUUUCUUCAUCUGCAUAUCAGUUCUUUGCUUCUGCUUGAAAACCCAUCCUGACCUUCGAGUGUUCUACCCAUUGCCACUAGAAAGCUAUAUAGAGAACACUACCACGGUCAUCGAAGCUAAGCCUUGGCACGAUAACGGCCAGCCUCACGUGGCCUUCUUCUAUAUAGAGCUGGUAUGCAACGUGUGGUUCACCAUAGAAUUGCUGGUGAGAUCUGUGGUAGCCCCAAAUAUAAUAGAAUUUGUCAAAUCGCCAGUAAAUAUAAUAGAUUUUAUAGCCACAUUAAGUUUCUAUAUGGACGUUGUAGUGGAACUUACUGUGGUAGAGAGAGAUGUAAGCAAAGCUGAUAUCUUGGAGUUCAUCUCUAUUAUCAAGAUCCUCAGACUGUUCAAGCUGACGAGGCACAGCCCAGGGUUGAAGAUCUUGGUCCACACCUUCAAAGCAUCAGCAAAAGAAUUGACCUUAUUGGUGUUUUUUCUGGUCCUCGGCAUCGUGAUAUUUGCCAGCCUUGUAUAUUAUGCAGAAAAAUUACAGGAUAAUCCAGACAACCAGUUCAAAUCUAUCCCACUCGGUCUAUGGUGGGCCAUCGUCACCAUGACCACAGUGGGGUAUGGAGAUAUGGCUCCGAAGACGUAUCUGGGCAUGUUUGUGGGGGCCUUGUGCGCGUUAGCCGGAGUACUGACGAUAGCUCUUCCUGUGCCAGUCAUCGUGUCUAAUUUCUCAAUGUUCUACUCGCAUACACAGGUAAUUACAGCCCGUAGUUGGGAAGUUGGUGGUUUUUCACCCCCGUGCCUUGGAGAGCACGUAAAGUCAGUCCUGCGCCUUAACUUUCAUCGGUCGUGUCAAAGUAUCGUCCCACCGGAGUAUGAGAGUGACAGUAAUAGAGAU